Messenger RNA from Ceratosolen solmsi marchali, 552 nucleotides. RefSeq lists its product as uncharacterized. Lineage: Eukaryota; Metazoa; Arthropoda; Insecta; Hymenoptera; Agaonidae. The record is from RefSeq and is a predicted model, not a curated record.
AUGGGAUUUAAAGAAUUUAAAAAUAUAGGACUCACACGUGCCAUAAAGCUUUUGAGUGGAGCACAUCACCGCGAAGUCAUCUACCAACAAAAUGAGCGGGAAUUUAACUUGAUAGAUAACGCAAAAAUCCAGAAGCUCAUCUUCUCCGACUACAAUCAGCUCGUGAAGGAGAUGAUCCUCGUGGAGUCGCCGUUCGCCGAAACGACGAUAUGGCUAUAUAUGCGGGAUGGAUACGGCUUACGGGAAGUUGCCCUCGCCUUAACUAAAACAAAACUUAUCGUGGCCUCGGAUGCGCUCGAGACGAAUUAUCAGCAUUGGUGUUCACUGGAUGUCGACCCUUGCAUCGAGACCCUCGAGCUCGUUCCUAUCUACCCGCUCAAGUUUCUGACACUCAGUAUCUUUCGAAACAGGCGCAGGAACAUGUUUAAAGCGAGGUCAUAUCUAACGCAGUAUACUAUAUACGGCUAUACUUUAUUUAGUAAUACGGAUGGAAAAUCUCAUUACUGUCGUCUUGAAUUUGAAUUCCGAUGGUGCACGUAUGCAUGUGCAUAA